UUCUGCAGAUGUAACGACUUCCCAACCUCAUUCUCCAUGUGGAAGCGCUGUUCUCAUCGGACCCAAGUGUCAACCGAGUGAUGAACUUCAACAGAGGGGUGACCCGACAAAACAGCAGUUAUACGUGUGUGGUAGGAGAUGAAGCUCCAACCCUGGCGAACCUAAAUGUAAUCGAGUUGGCUGAGAAGGGGGACCUGGCCCUGCUGGAGAGCCUGGUGAGGAGAAACACAGAGGUCCUGAGUGAGAAAGAUGAAUGUGGAGCCAGUCCCCUUCAUCACGCUGCCGCAGGAGGCCAUGUCACCCUCAUCCAAUUCAUCAUCAGUGCCACAGAGUCACAGCAACUGAACAGCUGUGACGACCAGGGCAACGUGCCACUUCACUGGGCGGUGGAGAGAAAUGAGGCGGCAAGCUGCAGAGCUCUUUUGGACCUGGGGGCCGACCCCAACAUCCUCAACAAAGCUCUCCUGUCCCCUCUGCAUCUGGCUGUCAGCAAGGGUCACAAUGACCUGGUGGAGCUGCUGCUCUGCUACCCAGCCACCGACCACAAUCUGCCCGGAGACCUUGGGAACACUGCAAUGAUACUGGCGUGCUCCAUCAAUAAUUUUGAAGCCCUCAGCAUAUUGAUAAAGCACGGAGCGCAGCUCUGCAAACAAAACAAGCUUGGCCAUUUUCCCGUGCACGCAGCUGCCUUCGCAGGUGCAAAGAAAGCCAUGGAAGUGAUCCUGAAGGCCGGUGAAGAGAGGGGCUACAGUUUGGUCAACCACAUCAACUUUUUGGACAAGACCAACUCCAGUCCUCUCCACCUUGCUGUUCGUGGUGGGAACCUGGAGACCAUUCGCCUGUGCAUUUCCCUCGGAGCCAGAAUUGACCAGCAGCAGAGCGACAAGUCCACGCCGCUCCAUUUGGCGUGCACGCAGGGGGCCACCGACGUGGUCAAACUCAUGCUCUCCACCUUCGACCACGUGGAGGACAUCAUCAACCUCAACGACGGCGCUCACCAGACCCCUCUUCACAGGGCAACAAUAUUUGACCAUAUGGAGCUGGCAGAGUAUCUCAUCUCUUUGGGUGCUGAUCUCGACGACGUCGACUGCAAAGGAAACACGCCGCUGUUGGUGGCAACCAACUGUGGAGCCUGGAGAACUGUCGCCCUGCUGCUGACCAGAGGAGCAGAUGUGUCCGUGACGGACAUUUUCGGCUGUAACUUCCUCCACCGAGCGAUUCUGCAGCCAAAGGGCCUCAAAAAUCUCCCACAAGAUGUGUUGCAGCGGAGCAGUGUGAAAGCGUUGCUGAACUGCGAGGACAGCGAAGGCUGCACCCCUCUCCACUACGCCUGCAGACUGGGCAUCCAUGACUCAGUGAGGAACAUGGUGGGCCUCUCGGGCGAGGUGGGGCUCUCCUACAAGUCCAAGGACAAGAAGUCUGCCCUUCACUUUGCUGCACAAUAUGGGCGCAUUAAUACGUGCCAUAAACUGCUGGAAACCAUCAAAGACUCUCGACUACUGAACGAAGGCGACGAGAAGGGCCUCACGCCGCUUCACUUAGCUGCCAGUGGAGGCCACUCCAAGGUGGUGGAGCUGCUGCUGCGCAAAGGGGCCCUCUUUCACUGCGACUACAAAGGCUGGACUUGCCUUCACCACGCUGCAUCGGAGGGAUACACUCAGACCAUGGAAAAAAUCCUCGCUGCCAAUGUCAAGUUGAUGGAUAAAACAGAUGAGGACGGGAACACUGCGCUCCACGUCGCUGCGAAGCACGGCCACGUAGCUGCGGUCAGAAUGAUGCUGAAUCGAGGAGCUGAGUUCACCUUGAACAAGAACGACGCCUCCUUCCUCCAUGAGGCUCUUCAGAAUGGGAAAAAAGAUGUGGUGAAUGCUGUUAUUGACCAUCACAGGCGUGACGAAGCUUUACAGAGCUUCGCUCCUGGCUCUCCGCAGCGAUGUCCCAUUCUUGACAUGAUUGAAUUUCUGCCAGAGACCUUCAAGCACCUGUUGGACUGCUGCGUGAAAGAAACCGACGACCCCAACUGUCCGAACUAUAAAAUUGAGUACAACUUCCGUUGGCUCCAAGCUCCUCUUUUGGCUAAGAAGAACAGUAAUUCCAAAGUGAAGCCUUUGGUUGCCUUGAAUGCGAUGGUGGCCUACAACCGCAUUGACCUCCUCAACCAUCCGGUUUGCAGGAAGUACCUGUCAAUGAAGUGGGUUGCUUACGGGAGCAAAGCGCAUCUGCUCAACAUGUUCAUGUAUCUGGUGGGGCUGCUGCCACUGACUCACCUGAUCAUAUCACUGAGACCAACCACGAACAUGACGGAGACAGGAGUGCACAACAUCACCAUGGUGCCAGUCUCCAUCAGCCAGAACUCUCACGCCUUUAUCUCCAUCUUGUUGGUGUUGGUCAUGAAUGUAUAUGCCAUAGCAAAGGAAGUGGUACAGAUAUACCAACAGCGCUGGAAUUACUUCAAGGAUUCUUCCAAUCCUAAUGACUGGUUUGCAUCCAUCUUUUCUCUUCUGUUCGUCAUCCCUCUACUGGUCAAUGCCGAGGGCUCCCUUCAUUGGCAAGCAGGGGCGUUGGCGGUUUUGAACUCCUGGAUCGGAUUUCUUCUCUAUUUCCAGAGGUUUGAGGGUGUCGGCAUCUACGUGGUCAUGUUCGGAGAGAUCAUGAGGACGCUGGUUCGCAUCGUCAUGCUGUUCGUUUACCUGCUGCUGGCCUUCGGUUUGGCCUUCUUCGCUCUGAUGCCCAACCAGAGCGAGUUCCAAACUGUGCCCCUCUCAGUGAUGCAAACCUUUGUGAUGAUGGUUGGAGAGCUGAACUAUCAAACCAACUUCCUGGAUCCUUACCUGAAGAACAAGCUCCCCUUCGGCAUCAUGACGUACUAUCUCUUUGUGAUGUUUGUUCUCUGUAUGCCCAUUCUACUGGUGAAUCUCAUGAUUGGUUUGGCUGUUGGAGACAUCGCUGAAGUCCAGAGAAACGCCAACCUGAAAAGAAUAGCGAUGCAGGUUGAGCUUCACACUUCCCUGGAAGACAGACUGCCGUACUGGUUCAUGAAAAGAGUGGACAAACCCUUUGUCACCGUCUACCCCAACAGGCAAUGCAGAAAGCGCUUUCUGAAUGCCAUAAUGUUCACCGACGUUCAGAAAAUGGAAAUGUGGAAGCAUCGCAAGUCCGUGUCAGCGGGAUGCACUUUCAUGGAGAAUGAGCUCAGAAAGCAGAAGAACAGAAUGAAAGAGAUGUCCAGCCUUCUGGAGAAGCAGCACAACCUGCUGAAGCUUGUCAUCCAGAAGAUGGACAUCACGUCUGAGGCAGAUGAGUACGACGGGCCCGUCAACCUCCAGGCUCACAACUGGCCCAGCAUAAGGCAAAUCCGACCGGGGUCACGCCGCAAGUCGCGCUGGGCUCCGGUGCUGAAAGCACUUGCAGUUCACAAAAAAUAAAUGUUUGUUUUUUGAACGCUAUAAUCACAACGCCGUUCACAGGUAUACUCACAUGUACACAGCCGUUUAAUCUCUGUUAGAUCUUUAUGUGCUUCAUCUAAGGCGUGUGAUCCAUCAGUUUAUGCUCAGCAUUUAGUUUUAAAUCUCAGUUUAUGAUCUGUUUUCAUUUGUAAACAAGUGAGCAUCAGAAUGGAACAGUCAUUCGAGAGAAAAUGAGGUCUGUGAAGAAAAAAAAAAAAGGAAAAAAAAACCCUCUGACCUCAUAAUCUUGCACCUGUCCCUCCAGUUUCCCAGCCCCGGGGUCAAGACCCGCAAAAGUCCUUGUGGAUAGACAAAUGCAAGCGCUGCCUUUAAGUUAAGUGUCAAGUGAUAUUUAUUACCGCUGGCCCUGAGUUUCAUUACCCUCCCGGCCCGUACAAUAGCCUUGUAACCAUCCGUUACGCCGAUGUUUUGGACUAUAUUUCUGCUUUUAGUUGGGAAAUGACAAGCUGCGAAUCACUUAUGGCUGCCCUCAUUUUAUCACGUGGACAGGAAAUGAAACAGCAGGUGAAUCUAUGUGGCCUGCAGGAAAUCAUUCUUCUUACCCUGUAAAAAAAAAAAAGACAGCAGAUCAAAUGAGAUAUAAUGUCAACGGCAGACUCCCUUGACCUGCACUUUUAGUGACGUCAGUAGUACAUGUCCGGCUUGUGCGAUGGAUGGGCUGGCGCUCUGCCUGGCCGGUUAAUAGUGUGGCACAAGCGGAAGUCUUCAUCUCAAGACACGUCCCAGCAGGUAAUAAGAAAAUGGAGGUCAGGCACAUGCAACGUGGAGGAGUGAGCCAGGAAGCAGUUCACUCUUGGAUAGUUUUGCUUUCUUAUAUCUUCGUAUUGCUUUUCUGUGUUAGUCAUAUGAAGAUAGUGCCGUGUAUCUACAGUGAUCUGACAUUUUUGCUGCUGAAAUAAAGA
Messenger RNA from Synchiropus splendidus (mandarinfish), 4369 nucleotides. RefSeq names its product transient receptor potential cation channel, subfamily A, member 1b (gene trpa1b). Gene Ontology annotation, cellular component: membrane. Gene Ontology annotation, molecular function: monoatomic ion channel activity; protein binding. The record is from RefSeq and is a predicted model, not a curated record. Gene Ontology annotation, biological process: transmembrane transport; monoatomic ion transport. The transcript has 28 exons. Bases 81 to 3425 code for a protein of 1114 amino acids. Lineage: Eukaryota; Metazoa; Chordata; Actinopteri; Syngnathiformes; Callionymidae.